AUGGACGACAAUAUUAGUGCAACAUGUUGUAGUAGCAAAGUACCAUCAUUGAAAUUCAUCUCUACACGAUUUAUCGCUCUUCUGCUAUUUCAGACAAAUGUUCAUUGGAGAAAAUUGGGUGAGGUGAUUCAAAUCAUUCAAAGAUGGCUUUACAAAGCAAAUUUGCCAGCAUUAAUUAAAAAGCAAUUGCAAUGCGGAUUACGUGAUGUUUACCGUGAAAUUGAGCGUUGGAAUGAAAAACAUGCAAAAUUAUUUGAUGAGGACGAGAACGAUGAAACAAGUGAAAUAUUACGUCAGCGGGUACAUCGUAGCAGUCACUUACGAUUAUUUUAUGGAAGCAUUAUUUGGAAAUAUAAUAAGUACGAAAUUAGUGAUCAAAAGACAGCGCUAGCAAUUAUUAAAAAGGAUUGUGCCGAUUGGCCUCAAAUGCAAUUUCAGAAAAAAUUAUCCGGACAUUGUUUGUAUGAUUUUUGGUUCGCAUUACUUAACAAUACUCAUGCAUGGAGUAAAAUGCUUAAUUCGGAUAAUUUACUACCAGGACAAACAUUAUCAUUGACAUUUCAGUUUGCUGUUGUACAUGGUUAUUUUGAGCUUGUUAGCUUCAUAUGGAAUCAUAUUACGCAUCCACAGAGAGAAUUUAUUGGAUUACUGCAGUGGAGAAAAGUAUGUUUCAAAGCGAAAGAUCGUGAAGUGCUACAUUUUCUGUGCGAACAACUCUGCGCAAUUAAUGCAGCAGGUCUUGCUCGAAUUACAUGGAAUACUUUUUAUCAAACACUUCAAAAUUCAUUUCAGGAAGAUAACAUAGGAUUUCGUCAGGAUGGUAUGUAUAAAUUAGCGUUCCUCUUGGAGAAUAUUUGUCCACGGCUCCGUAGUGCAAUGCUUUCCAUGGAAAAUUUCCGAGCAAUUACAGAUGCAUUUGUGUAUAAUCAAGCAGAGCUUUUUGCUCUCUUUUUGAAUUACCUUGAACCAGAACAAUUACAACUCACGCGUGAAUAUAUUGAUCGUAUUUAUGACCGAAAAAAAAAAAAUGAAACAGCCCAAAAACAACUUCGAAUAUUGUUACGUCGACAAAAAACUCUAGCAAGAGAAACAAUUCAUACGAAUGUUUCAUUGUUAAAUAAUAUAACAAAUAAUUAA
Brugia malayi is the source of this 1137-nucleotide messenger RNA. RefSeq lists its product as uncharacterized. NCBI's taxonomy places the organism in Eukaryota, Metazoa, Nematoda, Chromadorea, Rhabditida, Onchocercidae. Bases 1 to 1137 code for a protein of 378 amino acids. The transcript has 8 exons. The record is from RefSeq and is a predicted model, not a curated record.